Molecule: messenger RNA, 615 nt
Organism: Alternaria burnsii
Lineage: Eukaryota; Fungi; Ascomycota; Dothideomycetes; Pleosporales; Pleosporaceae
Exons: 2
Coding region: 1-615 (204 amino acids)
Source: RefSeq, a predicted model, not a curated record
AUGAAACUCCGGCUCGUCAUAUCACCACGGCGCGCUCCCCUAGGAGAUCUAUCGCGUAACCAUCUCCAGGGUUUGCUCGAUGAGUUACCGGGCAGAUUGCCAUCAUACAAUCGAAAGCAGCUUCUGGAUGACCUUUGCUUCCUCUUGCGCAGCCCUCUCUUCCUCUACGCCAUAAGUCCACGAUUACGUCACGCGACAAAUCCGUUGAGGGUCGACGGACUGAUCAAAGCAGAAGAUAUCAACAUAUACGCGCUGAAUAUGAUGAUCGUACGCGACGACAAUAGCUGGGCGACGCAAGUACUAUACGGCGGAACUUCACUCAUUGAGGGACGGCAAUACAUAACGACGGAACAGGCCGGCUAUGCGCAAAGCUUCUACUGGUUCUGCGACGAAGUGAGGUUCUUGAGCUGUGAGUUUCACGCUCGUGAGCUGGCCGCAGCGGAGGCGCUGGGUACUGCUGUCAGUAUGCAGCCGGCAGUGGUUAAGCCGGUGCAGGUCGAUCUCCGACAAACUCGUGCCAGGGCUGCGGCCCAGAAGCAGCGUCGUAUCGUCAAGCUGAGGAUAAGGUACCACAUGAUCCAUGGUAGACCAGUUCUUACGAAAGAGCUGAGGUAG